This is a messenger RNA of Insectozyma verbasci, 858 nucleotides long. The record is from the annotation of a GenBank genome assembly. Lineage: Eukaryota; Fungi; Ascomycota; Pichiomycetes; Serinales; Debaryomycetaceae.
AUGGCAAAUUCAAAUGGUUUAGCUGUUGGUUUAGCCGUUGGUAUUCCAUCAUUUAUUGUGAUAUGUUUAGUUGGUAUAUUUUGGUAUAGAAAUCAAAGAAGACAACAAAAGGAAGAUUAUCAAAAUCAAAAUUUCGAUAAAGAAUUAGAAGAAGAAUUUAAUCUGUUUCAUGAGGUAUUACAUCAAGAUGUCAAAGAUAAAUCAAAUAUCAAUAAUAUUCAUACUUCCACCAACCAAGUAGAUUCAACAGGUUCAGAAUCAUCAACAAGUAAAACAAAACAUCAAACAACUUAUGAUUUUUAUGAAACUUUUAUUCCUGUUUUUCGAAAUCAACAAGAAGAUAUUAUACACAAUCAAUCUAAUCAUAGAAAUUUAACAAAUCAUACAAAUCAUACAAAUCAUACGAAUCAUACAAAUACAAAUCAUACAAAUCAUACAAAUGCAAAUCAUACAAAUCAUACAAAUCAUACAAAUCAUACAAGAUCAAAUUCUUCAGUAAUUAUAAACCAUCAUUAUAACAAUUCACAGGAUUUGGCUAAGCAAUUAAAUAAUCCUGUAUUUUUUGAAAAACUACCUAGAAAAGCUACACAAGAACACAUAUAUAUAAAACCAAGAUAUCCAUCGCAAUCAAAUACAAAUAAUGCUUCAAGUAGUGAAUUUGUAAAUAAUUAUUUAUUAGGUGAUACUCAUGCUAUAAAUGAACAUUAUCAAUAUGAAGCAGGUUUUGUUGGUAAUAAAAUAACGCCGGGCGAAAAUAAUAUAGAAUCAGCUUUUGAUCAAAAUAUAACUACAACACCACCAUUAAAUGAGAGUAGUAGUAAGGAAUCAAAAGUUAUACCGCCAGUUGUAUUUCAAUAG